GGAAAGAGGAAAGCAGAGAGAGAGUUCUCCAUACUAUCAACAGCUACAACACAUAUUUAUCUACACAGCUAGACAGAAAGCCCAGGCAGAGGACAAUGAGCGUAAAUGGAAAGGAACCUCCACCCUACAACACACCAGUUGAAGGACAAGGUGAUAGUGGGGUGAAGGUAUAUCAUGUCCAUACCCCCUUCAACCCUCCUUCCUCCACCAUCCCCUCCAGUGACUACUCUGUGUUUCAGUCUCAGUCUCAGGGAAAGCCAGUGUACACCAGUGGAGGAGGUGGUAUUGGAGGAGGUGGGGAAACUCCCACUCAGAAGUUUGUGAGUUAUGACACAGAACUGGGCCGUUCAGAGGGCAUGACCACCUGUACUUCCUGUCAACAACAGGUGAUGACGAACGUGACCUAUAAAGUCGGAGCCUACGCCUGGCUCAUGUGCAUCCUCUUCAUCCUCUGUGGGUUGGUAGUGGGCUGCUGUCUGAUCCCGUUCUUCAUGAAACACUUUAAGGAUGCGUACCACUCCUGUCCUCGUUGCAACCGCAUUAUCCACGUGGACAAGCCACGCUGCUGCUGACCACCCUACCACCACCCACCACUAGGGGAGCUGUUGCUGACCGCCAUACCACCACCCACCACUAGGGGAGCUGUUGCUGACCGCCAUACCACCACCCACCGCUCUACCACCACCCACCACUAGGGGAGCUGCUGCUGACCACCCUACCACCACCCACCACUAGGGGAGCUGUUGCUGACCGCCAUACCACCACCCACCGCCCUACCACCACCCACCGCCCUACCACCACCCACCGCCCUACCACUAGGAAAGCUGCUACUGACCACCAUAACAUCACCCACCACUAGGGGAGCUGUUGCUGACUGCCAUACCACCACCCACCACUAGGAGAGCUGCUACUGACCACCAUAACAUCACCCACCACUAGGGGAGCUGUUGCUGACUGCCAUACCACCACCCACCACUAGGGGAGCUGCUACUGACCGCCAUACCACCACCCACCACUAGGGGAGCUGUUGCUGCCUGCCACACCACCACCCACCACUAGGGGAGCUGUUGCUGACUGCCAUACCACCACCCACCACUAGGGGAGCUGUUGCUGAUUGCCAUACCACCACCCACCACUAGGAGAGCUGUUGCUGACCGCCUUAAUACCACCCACCACUAGGAGAGCUGCUACUGACCGCCAUACCACCACUAGGGGAGCUGUUGCUGACUGCCAUACCACCACCCACCACUAGGGGAGCUGUUGUUGGCUGCCACACCAUCGCCCACCACUAGGGGGAGCUUCAGAUAGAAAUGUGUUGUGUAGAACAGACAUGAUUCCCUGGUAAAUGUCUAUCUAUAUUCCCUUGAGUAACCUUAUACAGGACCUUCAGAUAGAAAUGUGUUGUGUAGAACAGACAUGAUUCCCUGGUAAAUGUCUAUCUAUAUUCCCUUGAGUAACCUUAUACAGAACCUUGAGAUAGAAAUGUGUUGUGUAGAACAGACAUGAUUCCCUGGUAAAUGUCUAUCUAUAUUCCCUUGAGUAACCUUAUACAGAACCUUGAGAUAGAAAUGUGUUGUGUAGAACAGACAUGAUUCCCUGGUAAAUGUCUAUCUAUAUUCCCUUGAGUAACCUUACACACAUUUCUAUCUGAAGGUUCUGUAUAUGUCAGUUUGUCAACCCAGGGCCUUAAUCACGGGAAUAUAGAUAGUAAUGUAUACAUUUACCAGGGAAUCAUGUCUGUUCUACACAACACAUUUCUAUCUAUAUUCCCUUGAAUAAGGCCCUUGGUUGACCAACCGACAGACAACGAGCCCAAUAUUCAGAUAAUUAUCAUUAUAGCUAUGAUUCCUACAAAUCGGGCGUCCUUUAGUGCUCUCCCCAGGUCUUCCCCCCCCCCUUUCAGAAAGCUGUUAUGUACAUAAAGGACUGAACUGGGUGUUUUACCUUAUUUUAGAAUAAACCAAAUAUGAUUUUAUUGAGAAAACUCAUUAUUCUAACUGUCAACUACAAUGACGUGCAACAACAUCUCACAGCUGACCUGAUGUUCUGUUAUAUUGUCUAACACCACACAGCUGACCUGUUCUGUUAUAUUGUCUAACACCACACAGCUGACCUGAUGUUCUGUUAUAUUGUCUAACACCACACAGCUGACCUGUUCUGUUAUAUUGUCUAACACCACACAGCUGACCUGAUGUUCUGUUAUAUUGUCUAACAUCACACAGCUGACCUGAUCUGUUAUAUUGUCUAACAUCACACAGCUGACCUGAUCUGUUAUAUUGUCUAACAUCACACAGCUGACCUGAUCUGUUAUAUUGUCUAACAUCACACAGCUGACCUGAUGUUCUGUUAUAUUGUCUAACACCACACAGCUGACCUGAUGUUCUGUUAUAUUGUCUAACAUCACACAGCUGACCUGAUGUUCUGUUAUAUUGUCUAACAUCACACAGCUGACCUGAUGUUCUGUUAUAUUGUCUAACACCACACAGCUGACCUGAUGUUCUGUUAUAUUGUCUAACACCACACAGCUGACCUGAUGUUCUGUUAUAUUGUCUAACACCACACAGCUGACCUGAUGUUCUGUUAUAUUGUCUAACAUCACACAGCUGACCUGAUGUUCUGUUAUAUUGUCUAACAUCACACAGCUGAUCUGAUGUCCUGUUAUAUUGUGUAACACCACCACACAGCUGACGAGAAAUGGAGUACUGUUAUAUUGCUUAUAUAGAUUAUAUGCCUCUAAUAAAAUAUAUGAUCACUUUU
Molecule: messenger RNA, 2757 nt
Organism: Oncorhynchus gorbuscha (pink salmon)
Lineage: Eukaryota; Metazoa; Chordata; Actinopteri; Salmoniformes; Salmonidae
Product: lipopolysaccharide-induced tumor necrosis factor-alpha factor homolog
Exons: 5
Coding region: 96-572 (158 amino acids)
Molecular function (GO): zinc ion binding
Source: RefSeq, a predicted model, not a curated record